AUGAGGGAAAUUGUGCAUUUACAAGCUGGACAGUGCGGCAACCAAAUAGGUUCAAAGUUCUGGGAAAUAAUAUCUGAUGAGCAUGGCAUUGACCCCACGGGGAGAUAUCAUGGAGACAGCGACCUGCAGCUGGAGAGGAUCCAGGUGUAUUACAAUGAAGCGGAUAAUGGCAGUCGCUACGUCCCUCGGGCAGUAUUGGUAGACCUGGAGCCUGGAACCAUGGACGCUAUAAGGUCAUCCGGCUAUGGGGCACUGUUCAGACCAGACAACUUCGUGUUUGGACAAAGUGGAGCAGGCAACAACUGGGCCAAGGGGCAUUACACAGAGGGUGCUGAACUGGUGGAAUCAGUGAUGGACGUCGUCAGGAAGGAGGCUGAGGGCUGCGACUGUCUACAGGGUUUCCAGCUCACCCAUUCCCUUGGGGGCGGUACUGGGUCUGGACUCGGAACUCUAUUACUUAGCAAACUGCGGGAGGAGUAUCCUGACAGAAUCGUUAACACGUUCAGCGUAAUGCCAUCACCAAAGGUAUCAGACACAGUAGUGGAGCCAUAUAACGCUACGUUAUCCGUACAUCAAUUAGUAGAAAAUACAGACGAGACGUUUUGUAUUGACAACGAGGCUUUAUAUGAUAUAUGCUUCAGAACUCUAAGGCUGUCUUCGCCGACGUAUGGUGAUCUUAACCAUUUGGUUUCCCUUACAAUGUCUGGAGUGACCACCUGUCUCCGAUUCCCCGGACAGCUAAAUGCUGAUUUGCGGAAGCUUGCUGUCAAUAUGGUGCCGUUUCCUAGACUGCAUUUCUUUAUGCCUGGCUUCGCUCCAUUGACAGCUCGUAACAGCCAGGGCUAUCGCGCUCUUACCGUCCCCGAGCUCACGCAACAGAUGUUUAGUCCCGUGAACAUGAUGGCGGCAUGUGAUCCUCGUCACGGUAGGUACUUGACGGUGGCUGCCAUCUUCCGAGGACGGAUGUCCAUGAAGGAAGUGGAUGAACAGAUGCUGUCUAUUCAGGAUAAGAACUCGGGUUAUUUCGUCGAAUGGAUUCCUAAUAAUGUAAAAGUAGCAGUCUGUGACGUACCACCCCGGGGACUCAAAAUGGCGGCCACUUUCGUCGGUAACACCACCGCCAUACAGGAGAUAUUUAAACGAAUCUCUGAACAGUUCACUGUUAUGUUCAGACGCAAGGCAUUCCUCCAUUGGUACACGGGAGAGGGAAUGGAUGAAAUGGAGUUCACAGAAGCCGAAAGUAAUAUGAACGACCUCAUAUCUGAAUACCAGCAAUAUGAGGAGGUAGGAGUUGACGACGAAUUCGACGAACAAGAAGAGACGCAACCGGAGGAGGAAUAUGCUGAAGAAGAAUAA
Messenger RNA from Pieris macdunnoughi, 1356 nucleotides. Lineage: Eukaryota; Metazoa; Arthropoda; Insecta; Lepidoptera; Pieridae. The record is from the annotation of a GenBank genome assembly.